Messenger RNA from Hevea brasiliensis (rubber tree), 5497 nucleotides. RefSeq lists its product as uncharacterized. The record is from RefSeq and is a predicted model, not a curated record. NCBI's taxonomy places the organism in Eukaryota, Viridiplantae, Streptophyta, Magnoliopsida, Malpighiales, Euphorbiaceae. Gene Ontology annotation, biological process: RNA processing. The coding region runs from base 406 to 5175 and encodes 1589 amino acids. The transcript is spliced from 6 exons. Gene Ontology annotation, molecular function: RNA binding; metal ion binding.
GGAGAAUCCUACAAUCUAUUCUUAUCUUAUGACUCGACGGUCACCUUAACUUUGUAAUUUAACCUUUCCUUCGUUCUUACGCCGAGUUAAACAGAACCGAAUCAACAUGUACCAUACACACACACACAAGCAAGAGAGCAACAACUUCCUUAUUAGGGCAAUAAAAAAAAAAGGCAUCACCUCAAUCUCACCCAAUCCCAUCGAAACCCUAGAAUCCAUGCUUCAAUUUUUUCAAUUCUCAGCGACAAGGGUUUGUUUUGUAUUUUGAUUUUUGUCCAAUUUAUGGCCUCGAUACAAUACUUGAGCUCUACGUUGAUUUCCAUUGGCCAUUUGUAGAAGCCCAAGUGUAGAUUACACUGGGAGUGGGAAAGUUUUGUUGGUACUAAUAAAGUUGUGGAAUUUGAGAUGUUUAGUCAAGGGAGUUAUAAUCUGCAAUCCGGACAAGGUCCUCAGACACCUAGGCCACCUCCAUUUUUACAGCAUCCACCGGCUCUGCUUCCUUUACCUCAGAAUUUCCAACAAGGUCCACUGCUGCCUUUACCUCAAGUUCUACCUCGCCCUGGUCAGCCUGGCCUGCCUAUAUAUCAGCAAGGUCCUCUGGCCCCACAUCUUGCAGUUCGGCAGGUUCAACCUGGGUUGCCUAACACGGGUCAGCCUUAUUUUCCUCCACCGCCUGCAGUUCAUGGAAGUACCCGGUUGCCACAUGUAUACACAACUGCGCCACCAAAUCCGCAAGGAUCGCAGCAUUCUUCUUAUUUAGCGCCUGGACUCCCUCCUCCUCCUCCUGCUGCUGCUGCUGGUUCACAUAAUCUGGAAAUGUUACAGGUCACAUUACCUCCUAGAAGUUUACCUCCUACACCUUCACAAGGCCAGACGUUAUAUAGAGCUCCAAUUCAUCAGUUGCCUCAGCAGCCUGGUGGCAUGCAAGGUCUACAGCAAAUUCCACCACCCCCACCUCCCCCUCCUACUUUUUCAACUUCUUCCCUAUCUGGGAAUAUUUUAGAGGCAACUGUUGGAAACUCUCAAAUGUCUUCCAUGGUUCCCCCAUCAACGUCACCUCCUCCACCACUGCCAUCUUCUUCUCCACCGCCAAUUCCACCAUCUUCACCACCCCCUGUCUUUUCCUCAGCGUCAGUAUCUUUGCCUCUUCCUGCUGGAUUCAACAUGCCUUGUGGCUCUAAUCCACAAUUAGGCACUCUUGGUCCUGUUACUGAAGUCAGACCUCUCAAUCGGGCUGAGCAUAGUAUAUCUGUACAGAAAUUUUCUGUGGAUGAUGGAAGUCUAUUUUUGGAAGGUCAAAGUGGAAAUGAGUUGAAUUAUCCUGGGGGAGAUGGUUUGUCAUUGAAUGGAAUUGUGGCAUCCGAUGUUCCUUGUCCACCUAAGCCAGCAGAAGAAAAAAUUGUUCAGAAGAUCGAAGAGUUUUGCCAACUAAUUGCUAAGAAUGGUUCUUCUUAUGAAGAUAUUGCUCGUCUAAAGGGAUCUGAGAAUCCGGAGUUCAAAUUUUUGUUUGGUGGCGAGCCAAGUAGUGAAGCUGCAAUUGCACAUGAGUAUUUUUUGUGGAUGAAGAAGCAGUGUCUUUUGGCAAGUAAAUCAGAUGGAAUCCAGCCUGAAAUGUCGACCAAUCAUUUGAUGCUCACAACUGAAAUCCAUUCACCUGCUGAUUCUGAUAUGGAGAUGGAAGAUGAUAUCACCAGGUCUGAUGUUGACCAGGCAGUGAAUCAGCCUAUUGAAAAUCCAACUCAAGCUAUUGGUCCGAUAAGCAGCGAGUUUGAUGCAAAAAAGCAGCUGCACAAACUAUUGAGUUCAGCCGGAUCUGGUGCUGGCACGAUGGUUUUAUCUGAAAGACAGGGUGAAGAAGGGUCAAAGCUAGUCUCCAGUCAUGAUGACUUGACAUUUGGGAGGUCAGUUUUCAGGGUUGAAAGCCCAGUCAUUAAUCCAACUGGGGCUACUGAAUAUCCCUUUGCCAGCAACAGAGUGGAAUCUUCUACAGUCUUAGCUGGUGAUAAUAGUUCAUCUAAGGUUGCAGCAGCUGCUGAAUGCAUGAAUUCUGACAGCUAUUCGGGUCAAGUCAUGAAAGGCAGUAGCCCAUUCAGACUCCUGCAAGACUAUGCUUCUAAUGACAGCUCAGAAAAUGAUGAGGAUUCACAUUUCAAAGAUGCCAAUCCUGAAACAGUUUCAUCAUUAGUUGCAGUUAGUGAAAGGGGGUUUGGGAUGCUAUCUGAAUCUGGCAUGUUGUAUAAAGCUCUGGAAUCUUCCUCGUAUUCACAAAGAGGAGUUAAGGAGACUGUCCCAAUAUCCAUUGCAACUGGGCCAAGCACCAAACUUAUUGAUAUUAAGCUUGAGAACCAAUCAUCUAUUGACCAUGCCACUUGUCACGAGGCUCUCCCAAAAGAAGAUGCUUCGGGAGGUGCGGGGGCAAAUGUUGCUUCUAGUGGUAAAUAUGAGGACAGCAAAGAUAAAAAUGCAAAAUUGGAAGGCGAAGAUAAAAAUGCAAAAUUUACUUCAAAUGCCCAGAAAAUAGAUAAGUUUGGAAGAUUGGUUAGAGAAGGUGUCAGUGACAGUGACUCCGAAGAUUCACACCAUGCUUAUAGGCGUAAUAAAAGAGGGAGAAGCCGGAGCCGGUCACCUCUAGAUAGGAGGAGGAGGAAUCAUCCUCGGAGAAGAAGAGAAAAGAGAAGUAGAUCUCGUGGAUGGUCUCCCAGGAAUAGAAGAAGUAGGAGCAGGUCUCCCUCUUUUAGGCAUGCAGGUGAAUUUAGCGGUGGCAAUAGGAGACUGGAAAAGGGUCAGUUGCCAGACUGUUUUAACUUUCUCAGAGGCAGGUGCUACCGUGGUGCAUCCUGUCGUUAUAUGCACCAUGAUUUUGAGAAAAUUAAUGGAUCGAGGCAUCACAAGAGCAAGCAACAAGAAGUGCAACUUCCUCCCAGUUCAAAGAAUUGUAAUACUCAUGAAGGUAACAAGAAACUCUCACCAAUGGUAUCAGAUCAUGGGCAGGAAAUCAUGAACCAGGAAAUGAGGAGCAAUCAUGAUGUGUCUUGUGCUACAAAAGAUAACAAUGUUGUUCAUAAUGGAGAAGAUUCUGUUGGUGAUGCAUUAGUUGAUUCUGAAAUUAUCAAAUCUGACAGUUUUAGACAGAUUGUUGCUGAAUUGCCAAAAACUAGAGUAGUUGAAGAAAGAUCUGAAGAUGGUACAACUUGUGUAGGUGAGAAUUUUCAGGAAGCAAUGGAAUCUGACCAACCAAUGGUUGUUGAUAGUUUUCCCUCUAAACGUGCAAGUGAUGCUAACCUCAUGAAGUCACAUGGUGAAACUCCUCAGGAUGUAAUUUCUUCUUUGAAGAUUCAACAAUCUCAGUCUGUUCAGUCAGAUCCGGUGCUUGAAGAUGCUGAUAAUCACGCCCAACAAACUGACGAUUCUUCUAUAUCUGAUACAUCACCAAAUAAAACAUCUAGAACUUCUCCAAAGAAACUUCAUGGUACAGAAACUCUUCCAAAUUCUGCAGAUUCUGUACAUAAUCCUUCCCAGAUGCCCCCUGUUCCUUCCUCUGCUCCAAAUGCAGAAGGCAAUAAUACUUCACAUAUGGCACAGCUAUCAAGGGAUUGCAACUUGAUGCCACAGACUGCAGCAUUUCAAUCUCAAUCUGUUCCUUCGGAAAAUUUUCCCUCUUAUAUGUUGCCCAAUCACAAUUCUCUUUUUUCUCUACCAUCAAAUUCCUCAUCUGCCACGUUGCCACCGCCACCACCACUAUUGCCACCACAUGGACCAGUUGGAAAUGCAGGCUCUGCAAAACCAAGUGUUACUUCGCAAUUUCAGCAGAUUUCCUUGCCUCCAAGGGGGGACUUUGGUUCUCAAAUGUUCUUGAGACCCUACUCAACUGAAUUCUCUGUUAAUUCUCAGGUUGGUGAGUUCCAGCAUCAAGCGUACCCUUCAUUGCAGGAGCCACAUCAACCUCCCAUACAUUUGCAAGGUUUUAAGUUGAAACCUUUACCUGGAUGCACCCCAUCCAGUCAACAAUCUGGUCUUUUCGGAGGAGAUCAUUUAAAACAGCUCCCACUGCAGGCUGCAAGGGUUUCAGACUCCAUUCGGAGCAACAAUUACCCUCAACCUAUACCCUUUUCCCAAGGACCUGCAAACAAAAUGCAAUCUUUUUCUGGUGACAAUUUUGCUCCAGGAGAGAUUUUGAAGUCUUCUACCAAUCAGCCAUACUUGCAGCGGCAACAGGUGCCCUACAGUUUGCAUCAUUCUGUGCCUGAUAGUGUCUAUAGUCUGCCUGGGAAAAUCAGUUCAUCUGGAUAUCCACCAGAUCUUCAAGACAGAAAUCAGCCAUCACAUCUUGAUUUUGGAUUGUCAAGAAAUUCAACUCACUUUAAUCCUUAUGCAUCUACCUUUGAGAAGCCACUCAGCUCCAGAUUCAGUUCUGAUGUCUUCAGGCAAGAAAAAGGCACAACCUAUGGUAGCACGCAUGAUAAUCCUUUAGGUUUGAGUAAUGCUUCGGUUGAUGGACUGGGUGUUAGACCAAAAGAGGCAACUUCACCAACUUCUGCUAGUGGUGUUGGGAAAAUUAUUCCUAGGUCAGGUGGUGACCAGUAUGAUCCCCUCUUUGACAGCAUUGAGCCAUCUUCAAACUCAUAUAUGAAAUUAGAUCAUUUUAAGAAGUGGGAACCCUCUGGUGACUCUGACAUCGUUUUGAGGCUAAAAGGCUCAAGCCAACCUUUGGAUGUGGAAGAGAACAACAAGAAGAAAGAGGUCGGUGGCAUUGUGCUUGCUACAUCUAUUGUUAAUGAGGAAUUUGGUGAGACAGCAGAUUUAGAAAUUGGUGACGUUGAAAAUGGCAGCCAGAGUAAUCCCAAUGCUUUAACAAACACAAAUAUGGGUGAGAUGGAGAUUGAUCAGAUUAAGUCCCCAGGGAAGAGCAAGAAGGAGUCCAGAUCAAUGAAGCUUUUCAAGGCUUGCCUUGCAGAUUUUGUAAAGGAGGUUUUAAAGCCUUCAUGGCGACAGGGUAACAUGAGCAAGGAAACUUUUAAGACUGUUGUGAAGAAGACCGUUGAUAAAGUGUCAGAAGCAAUGAAGAGCCACCAGAUACCCAAGUCUAAGGCAAAGAUAAAUCAGUACAUUGACUCGUCACAGCGGAAAUUAACAAAACUUGUGAUGGGUUAUGUGGAUAAAUAUGCCAAAGGGUAAAAGUUGACAUUAUGUUGAUGAUUUUGACUGGAUGUACUUCCUCAUCUUUGGGACUUCUGUGCCAUUGGAGCUGCAGAACUUGAUUGAUUUGAUUCCAAACUGCAGAGCUGUGAGGAACUGAGGAUAGAUUGAAAAAUUUUCAGUGGCAUUAGUAGAUUGCUGGUAUUUGAUGAAUCUUGUACCUCCUAGCACAAAUAUGAAAGUCCAUGACAAGAUGAAAUUUAUUGGUGGAUUAUUUCCCAACCUUAGCGAAAGUUCUGAGGGAGCUCCAAAAUGUGUAUGUAAUGUGCAUCCUUAAAUAUAAAUGUUGUGCCUUUUAUUU